CAUAGAGCAGCAAAAGAAGAGAAUUUUCAAAGGGCAGCCAAAUUACAAUUCGCACAAAUUUUACAUCAAUGUAAUUUUGCUGGAAUAUUAAUCGAGUAUUUGAAUCGAGCGAGUGCACGACACAGUGCAAACGAAAUAUAUUUCGAAAAAUGUCAACAACUCCAAAUUCGAAUAGUAGUGGUAGCAACAACAAUAGCAAUAGCAACAAUUCAGGUAAUAAGCAGCAGCAUCAGCAGCAGCAACAACAACAACAGGACACAUACAGCGACAGCAGCAGCAUUGAAGAGAAUCUUGAGGCAGCGGAGGAGCGCAGACGUCGAAUACUGAAGAAUCGCAGUCGCAGCAGCACCUACAUGCAAAGACAGCAGCAGCAACAACAACAACAGCACAGCACCAUGAAUGUGUCCAGCGGUGCCAUCUCCAAGCACGACAAAUCCAUGACACCAUCCACAAGCAGCGCUGCCGCCGCUGCAGCUGCAGUGCGUCUCGGUCCGCCAGAGCGCAUCUCGAUGCUGGUGGAUGGCGUCCGAUUCACCGUGGAGCAGACUCUACUCACAGCACAUCCAAACACCAUGCUGGGCACUAUGUUUGGCUCCGGCUUUCAGUUUGUGCAUCCCAAUGAGCGUGGCGAGUAUGAACUGGCCGAUGGCAUCUCGCAUUUGGUAUUCCGUGCUAUUCUGGAGUACUACAAAAGCGGCGUUAUUCGUUGCCCGCCCACCGUGUCGGUGCCGGAGCUGAAGGAGGCGUGUGAUUACCUGCUGAUCCCGUUCGAUGCCACCACAGUCCGUUGUCAGAAUCUAAGAGGCCUGCUCCAUGAGCUGAGCAAUGAGGGAGCACGACAACAGUUCGAGGUCUUUCUCGAGGAUCUAAUAUUGCCGCUAAUGGUUGCAUCCGCACAACGUGGCGAUCGCGAGUGUCAUGUUGUUGUGCUGCUCGACGACGACAUGGUCGACUGGGACGAAGAGUUCCCACCACAAAUGGGCGAGGAGUACUGUCAAACUGUGCAUAGCACUGCCAUGCAUCGUUUCUUUAAGUACAUCGAGAAUCGCGAUGUGGCCAAGCAGGUGAUGAAGGAUCGCGGCCUGAAGAAGAUACGCUGCGGCAUUGAGGGUUAUCCCACGCACAAGGAGAAGAUACGUCGACGUCCCGGCGGACGAGCCGAAGUCAUUUACAGCUACGUGCAGCGUCCAUUUAUACACAUGUCCUGGGAGAAGGAGGAGGCCAAGAGUCGCCAUGUGGAUUUCCAGUGUGUUAAAUCGAAAUCUGUUACGAAUCUCGCCGAGGCCAAUGCUGAUCCACCACUCGAAUUAGAUGCAAGUGGCAAUCCCAUUCCGUCACCAGCUAUAGCCGUGGUCAAUGCCCAGGCAAACAAUGCUGACAUGGCAGCUGUCGCAAUUGGCAUUGUCGGUGGAGGUGGAGGCGGAGGCGUAGGCGUAGCCGGUGACGCAGUUGCCGCUGUUGUUGCCGUGGAUGAAGCCGCCGGCGGCAAUGUCAUGAUAAACGAUCCGGAGCAAGCGGCCAUUGCUCCUGGCAUCGUUGAUGAGCAUGUGUAGAGAGAUGCCCCAAGGGCAAUUAGCACACUGCCACGUUAGCUGCACGCACCCGGAACGCUUUCUACGUUUUCAACCCAAAUUUUGUAUACGCAAUUAAAAAUAAAAUACACAAAAAUACGAACAAUU
Molecule: messenger RNA, 1679 nt
Organism: Drosophila innubila
Lineage: Eukaryota; Metazoa; Arthropoda; Insecta; Diptera; Drosophilidae
Gene: mri
Product: BTB/POZ domain-containing protein 10
Exons: 5
Coding region: 150-1553 (467 amino acids)
Biological process (GO): positive regulation of phosphorylation
Cellular component (GO): cytoplasm
Molecular function (GO): protein binding
Source: RefSeq, a predicted model, not a curated record